AUGGUAAUAAAUAUAAUAAAUACGUACAUAAAAAUUUCAUGGGACACUUACAACAUAGAAGCUGUUAGAAGAUUAGGUAUAAAGGGUAAAAAAGUUCGACCGAUAGUAAUUACAUUCAAUACUUUAGGUUUCAAAUUAAAUAUACAAAAAAACAAACAUAACCUUCAAAACACUUCCUAUUACUUAAAAGAAGACUACCCAUUCGAAGUCUUAAUUAAGCGUAAAGAGCUACAAGUCCAACUACAGAAAGAAAAAGAUGCAGGAAACACCGCUUUUAUAAAAUACGACAAAAUUAUUAUACUGACCAACAAAAACCCCCCACAGAAACAGUCAAGCAAAAGAAACCUAUCAGAGUCCCCGGAGAAGCUCCACCCUGUUAACCAAAAUGUUCAACAGACUAGUAAACAACCACUUAAGAAAAAUAAAGGGGACAUGAAGAACUAUAUAACACAAAAGCCCAAACUAAUCCUCGCUCAUACAGAAUCAACUCAACGCCAAUCGAAGACAUCAGACUACAACACAGAAUAG
Messenger RNA from Parnassius apollo (apollo), 528 nucleotides. NCBI's taxonomy places the organism in Eukaryota, Metazoa, Arthropoda, Insecta, Lepidoptera, Papilionidae. The record is from the annotation of a GenBank genome assembly.